CUCUUACAAAAACUCAUUAGCAUUAGUUAACAUAUUAUAUGGGUUGAUUAAUCAAAAGAGGGAGUGAGAAAGAGGAAUUGUGUUGAAUUAAGAGUGUCCAAAAGAGAGUGAGCCUAAAUGAGGGAGAAGAUUGAGUGAUUUCUCUAUUAAAAUAGAUUUCUCUUCAUUCUUUCCUUCUUCCUUGUUGAAAUCUCACUUUUAUUAAUUGCUUGUCUUAGUCCCUCUUUUUCUUGUGUAUAAAUCAUCAUGGCGUCCAAUUUAUCCUUAGAAGAUAUUAGAAAUGAGCAAGUUGAUCUUGAAAAUAUUCCGGUGGAAGAAGUUUUCCAGAUCCUGAAAUGUAGCAGAGAGGGUUUGACAAAUGAAGAAGGCCAAAAUAGACUUCAAAUUUUUGGCCAUAACAAACUUGAAGAGAAAAAGGAAAAUAAGGUCCUUAAAUUCUUGGGGUUCAUGUGGAAUCCUCUCUCAUGGGUCAUGGAAGCUGCUGCUAUCAUGUCCAUUGCCUUGGCAAAUGGAGGGGGAAAACCACCGGAUUGGCCAGACUUUGUAGGUAUUGUGGUCUUGCUUAUUAUCAACUCUACUAUCAGUUUCAUUGAAGAAAACAAUGCUGGAAAUGCUGCAGCUGCCCUUAUGGCUAAUCUUGCUCCCAAAACUAAGAUUUUGAGAGAUGGAAAAUGGUCGGAGGAGGAAGCUUCAAUCUUGGUUCCAGGUGAUCUGAUUAGUGUUAAGUUGGGAGAUAUUAUCCCAGCCGAUGCUCGUCUUCUCGAGGGUGAUCCCCUUAAGAUUGAUCAGGCUGCACUCACUGGUGAGUCCUUACCAGUCACAAAGCAACCUGGUGAACAAGUUUUCUCUGGUUCCACUGUCAAGCAAGGCGAAAUCGAGGCAGUUGUUAUUGCUACUGGUGUUCAUACCUUCUUUGGAAAGGCUGCACAUCUUGUUGAUAGCACAAACCAAGUUGGUCAUUUCCAAAAGGUGUUGACUUCUAUUGGGAACUUCUGUAUCUGCUCUAUUGUUGUUGGAAUAGUUAUUGAGAUAUUGGUGAUGUGGCCAAUUCAAAAGCGAAAAUAUAGAGAUGGAAUUGACAAUUUGUUGGUGUUGCUUAUUGGAGGUAUCCCAAUCGCCAUGCCAACAGUCUUGUCUGUUACCAUGGCUAUUGGAUCUCAUAGGCUUUCCCAACAAGGUGCCAUCACCAAGCGGAUGACUGCUAUCGAGGAAAUGGCUGGUAUGGAUGUCCUCUGCAGUGACAAGACCGGUACCCUCACCUUAAACAAGCUUACUGUCGACAAAAACUUGAUUGAGGUAUUCCCUAAGAAUGCAGACAAGGAUACGGUUAUGUUACUUGCUGCUAGAGCUUCCAGGGUGGAGAAUCAGGAUGCUAUUGAUGCUUGUAUUGUUAAUAUGCUGAAUGAUCCCAAAGAGGCAAGAGAAGGCAUCCAAGAGGUUCAUUUCUUUCCUUUCAAUCCAGUCGAUAAGCGCACUGCAAUCACAUAUAUUGAUGACAGUGGAAACUGGCACAGGGCUAGCAAAGGUGCUCCUGAGCAAAUUAUUGAACUUUGUGAUCUCAAGGGAGAUGUUUUAAAGAAAGCUCAUGAAAUCAUCGACAACUUUGCCAACCGUGGUCUUCGUUCUUUGGGAGUUGCAAGACAGACUGUGCCAGAAAAAAACAAGGACAGUGCUGGUUCACCUUGGGAAUUCGUCGGGCUUUUACCUCUCUUUGAUCCACCAAGACAUGACAGUGCAGAGACAAUUCGCAAAGCUCUCGAGCUUGGUGUUAAUGUUAAGAUGAUCACGGGUGACCAGCUCGCUAUUGGUAAGGAAACUGGCCGUAGGCUUGGUAUGGGAACCAACAUGUAUCCAUCUUCAGCUCUUCUCGGGGGCCAUAAGGAUGAGUCCAUUGCUUCAAUUCCUGUUGAGGAGCUCAUUGAGCAGGCUGAUGGCUUUGCAGGAGUCUUCCCAGAACACAAAUAUGAGAUUGUGAAGAAGCUGCAAGAAAGAAAGCACAUCUGUGGUAUGACUGGAGAUGGUGUCAAUGAUGCACCAGCAUUGAAGAAAGCAGACAUUGGUAUUGCAGUUGACGAUGCAACAGACGCAGCCAGGAGCGCAUCUGAUAUAGUUUUGACUGAACCAGGUCUUGGUGUUAUUGUGAGUGCUGUGUUGACAAGCAGAGCCAUCUUCCAGAGGAUGAAGAACUACACUAUCUAUGCAGUUUCAAUUACAAUCCGUGUCGUGAUGGGAUUCAUGCUCAUUGCACUCAUUUGGGAAUUCGACUUCCCUCCUUUCAUGGUCCUCAUCAUUGCCAUCCUCAAUGACGGAACCAUCAUGACCAUCUCUAAGGACAGGGUGAAGCCAUCCCCUCUGCCCGACUCGUGGAAGCUCAAUGAAAUUUUUGCCACUGGAAUCGUCCUUGGAACCUAUCAAGCCAUUAUGUCUGUGGUGUUCUUCUAUCUUGCAGCUGACACUGACUUCUUUACAGAGAAAUUCCACGUUAAAUCGAUCAGGGAUAACCCCUAUGAGCUUACAGCUGCUCUAUACCUUCAAGUGAGCAUCAUCAGUCAAGCUCUCAUCUUUGUGACAAGAUCAAGAAGCUGGUCAUUUUUGGAACGCCCGGGUUUCUUGCUUGUCACUGCUUUCCUCUUAGCCCAAUUUGUGGCUACACUAAUCACUGUCUACGCCAACUGGAACUUUGCUAGGAUCCAUGGAAUUGGUUGGGGAUGGGCAGCAAUCAUCUGGAUCUACACAAUUAUCACCUAUAUCCCUCUUGAUAUUCUCAAAUUCAUCAGUCGUUACGCGUUGAGCGGUGAGGCCUGGAAUUCAAUGAUCCAAAAUAAGACUGCUUUCACAACCAAGAAGGAUUAUGGAAAAGGUGAGAGGGAAGCACAAUGGGCAGUGGCGCAACGUACACUACACGGUCUGCAGACUGCUGAAAGAAAUGGCUUAUUCCAUGACAAGAACUACAGAGAAUUGAAUGAGAUUGCGGAACAAGCUAAACGUCGCGCUGAAGUUGCAAAAUAUACACAUGAGCCAUGAAAAUUAUAACUUAUUCUCUCAAUAAUCAUGUUGCAAGUUAGAGGAAUAUUAGACUCUCAAGGGACAUGUUAAAUCUUUGUAGUCAAGUUAAAGGGCAAUUUUUGCAGCAAUUUAUCAAGAAUGUAUCCAUGUUAUUAUCAAUGUUGAAUGAAAUCCUAUAUUGGUGAACUACAAAGUCUAGCUGCUUAUCAAAACUUUUAAACUAGUAGUUAUAUAAAGAAAAUCUACUAUAGCAUUAUCA
Nicotiana attenuata is the source of this 3265-nucleotide messenger RNA. Its product is annotated as ATPase 9, plasma membrane-type-like. Gene Ontology annotation, biological process: regulation of intracellular pH; proton export across plasma membrane. NCBI's taxonomy places the organism in Eukaryota, Viridiplantae, Streptophyta, Magnoliopsida, Solanales, Solanaceae. Bases 247 to 3024 code for a protein of 925 amino acids. Gene Ontology annotation, cellular component: plasma membrane. The transcript is spliced from 14 exons. The record is from RefSeq and is a predicted model, not a curated record. Gene Ontology annotation, molecular function: P-type proton-exporting transporter activity; ATP hydrolysis activity; ATP binding.